Messenger RNA from Thermothielavioides terrestris NRRL 8126, 965 nucleotides. RefSeq lists its product as uncharacterized. Gene Ontology annotation, cellular component: cytoplasm; nucleus; protein phosphatase type 2A complex. Gene Ontology annotation, molecular function: protein tyrosine phosphatase activator activity; peptidyl-prolyl cis-trans isomerase activity. The transcript has a single exon. Bases 249 to 878 code for a protein of 209 amino acids. Gene Ontology annotation, biological process: mitotic spindle organization. Lineage: Eukaryota; Fungi; Ascomycota; Sordariomycetes; Sordariales; Chaetomiaceae. The record is from RefSeq and is a predicted model, not a curated record.
GAGCGGCGUGUGGUGCUCGGCGUGUUUGAGCCGUGAGUUGACCUUCGACCUGUGUUGAUGAUUUGGAGUAGGAGGGGGAGAGGUGCUGAUGGGAAUGCAGAUACUUCAAGGUCGUCCGUCGGUUGAUCCUGACGUACAAUCUCGAGCCGGCCGGAUCGCACGGCGUGUGGGGAUUGGACGACCACUCGUUUCUGCCCUACAUCUUCGGCUCGGCCCAGUUCACUCGGCCCAUCACCGAGGCGGAGCCCAUGCCGCUGGAGGGCUCGGUGCCCGGCGCCCCGCGGCCGUCGGACGUGACCAAGCCCGCGCAGGUCGAGCUCUACCGCGGCUCGAACAUGUACUUCUCGGCCAUCGGCUUCAUCAACGACGUCAAGAAGGGCCCGUUCUGGGAGCACUCCCCCAUCCUGUUCGACGUCUCCGGCAUCAAGGACGGUUGGGGCAAGAUCAACAAGGGCAUGAUCAAGAUGUUCAACGCCGAGGUGCUCUCCAAGUUCCCCGUCGUGCAGCACUUCCCGUUCGGGUCGCUCUUCUCCUGGGACCUCGAUCCGGAGGCAGCAGCGCCAGCGACGUCUGUGCAUGUGGCGACCUAUGGGCAGGCGACAACAUCAAACGUCCCUGCGGCUGGGAGCGGUUCCGGUACAGCGGCGCCGUGGGCGCAGGCGACCAGAAUGCCUGGCAGACCGGCUGGCGUGCCUCCAGGUCCCGGAAUCCCGUACUCGAGGGCGCCGUGGGCUGGGACGGGGAGCUCGGGGCCUACGAUGCCCAGGGGCGGGGUCCCUGAUACUGGGCCGCCACCUCCGGCCUCGUUUCCCAGGGGCACACCGGGAACAGCAAGCAACCAGUUUUCUGUGACGAAGGCGCCAUGGGCGAGCAGUUGAUUAGCACGUUCCCUCCGUGCUCGAUGGGAAGUUGGGCGUCAGUCGAUUGUAGAGGUCCAGGAAAGCGACAUCCGUCUCAUACAUGAU